Messenger RNA from Histoplasma capsulatum G186AR, 3255 nucleotides. Its product is annotated as JmjC domain-containing protein. Bases 85 to 3255 code for a protein of 1056 amino acids. The transcript is spliced from 2 exons. Lineage: Eukaryota; Fungi; Ascomycota; Eurotiomycetes; Onygenales; Ajellomycetaceae. The record is from RefSeq and is a predicted model, not a curated record.
CGAGCCGUCGCCCUAGUGGGAAGCUCGCCCGAUAAUCGAACCACGGAUCGCUGUUAUUGAGAGAAUUCCGUCAUUACCGCCAUCAUGCCCAGUCCCAGCCAUCCACGAGCGGCUUUCGAACCCAUUUCCCCAGGCCUCGAUCUUGGCGCGCUAGUUGAAUCAACUCCCAACUUCGAGUAUGUUGUCAGGAUCCAUUGCGAUGCGAUCAUUGAGCAGGGUAUUGAGAACUUCGAAAAGCUGGUCCUCCUACAUGUAAUCCUCGGCGGGAAGCCAUUGGUCAUAGAGGGAUAUCAGGAUCGGUUAGAGAAAUGGAUAUUUGGAAUCCAGUGGUUGAAAGAUAAUCACGGCUCCAAAAUCGAGAAUGCCAGAAACUUAACCACUAAAUCAAACUUACCCCUUUCCAUAAAUCACUACUUGAAGAACAUGGCUCUGCUCACGAACCAAUGGAAUGCAUCAAAUUACAAAGAUAUGAACCGUCAGCGAAUUUAUUUGAAAGACAUCGAUUGCCCUCCGGUUUGGUUUGACAAAUUGAAAGAUUUACUGCCUCCAUUUUUAUAUUAUUUAAACGAAGCUACAGGUGAGAGGGGAAGUAGAUCUGGAGACCUAAUGAGCAGUCUUCCCUCUGAAAUGCGAGCAGAAAACCUAAUGUGCUACAUUGGGCAUGAGGGCACCUAUACUCCGGCGCAUCGCGAGAUGUGCGCUACACUAGGUCACAACAUCAUGGUGGAAGCCUCGACUGGUGCAGUUGAGGAUGGUAAACCGACCAAGCCAGGCUCCUCUAUUUGGUUUAUGACGGAAACGAAGGAUCGACACCUGGUAUCCGAAUACUGGUUAUCAACUCUCGGACAUGACAUUGAGAUCGAGAAUCAUUUCGCCCAAAUAAAUGCGUGGAAGGCUGCGCCUUUUAAAACAUAUAUUGUCGAGCAGCGAGUCGGUGACUUUAUUCUAAUUCCGCCUCUCGCGCCGCAUCAGGUCUGGAAUAGAGGAACUCGGACCAUGAAAGUUGCCUGGAAUAGGACUACCGUCGAGACACUGGAAAUGGCUAUAAAUGAGGCUCUUCCAAAGGCAAGAAUGGUUUGUCGUGAUGAGCAGUAUAAAAACAAGGCGAUCAUUUAUUAUACUCUCCAGAAAUAUUCGCGUCUUCUUCGUGAUACCCAGCACGGACACUAUACCCAUGACAUGCGUCAACUUCAGAAGGAUUUCCGGCGGUUGUUUUCACUCUUCACCAAGAUAUUGAUAUCUGAAAGCUAUUCGAGAAAUAUGGUAGAGCCGAGAAAUGUGGAAUAUCUUCCUUUCAACAGCAAUGUCACAUGUUCCUACUGCAGAUGUAACAUCUUUAAUCGAUUUUUAACCUGUCCUUCAUGCGUUGGAAAACUGCCUGACGGUGAUGACGAUACAUAUGAUAUUUGCAUGGAGUGCUAUUCCAUCGGCAGAAGUUGCGCGUGCGUUUCCAAGCUUAGAUGGGUUGAACAGUUUCGGUGGAAGGAUCUUGUGCAGAACUAUGAUAUUUGGAGAAACCAAAUAAUUCAGUUUGAGAAACAUGGUGAUCCAUCCCAACUACCUCAGCCACUUCUUGUCGAGAGGGAGCGUGUGGGCAAAAAAACUCUCGCAGAGAUUUGCCAAGAAGAAUUGAAACGGAGACCAUGGACAGACAUUACCAAGCCUCAUGCUCGUGAGGAGGAGGAGGAGGAGGAGGAGAUUAUUGAAACCAAUGAUGAUGGGCGAGUUCGAAAGCGCAGGAAGAUUCGAAGAUCGGAUAAAUGGAGGAAAGAGCAUGGAAAUUGUCAUAUCUGCAAAACCCCGGAACCUUCCUGGAAACAGGCAUCCUGCUCUACAUGCGGAUUGAAUUACUGCUAUGGAAGUCUUUUUAGGGCUUUUGAGACCUAUCCUCGUACUGUCAUGGAAGAUCCGCACUGGACAUGUCCUAAAUGCCGAAAAAUCUGCUCAUGUGGAGCUUGUCGCCGUGAUCCCACGAUGAAACCCUUUGAGCCUGCUGGAACUUUGCUCGGCCAUGACACCCGAAAAGUGGCCGAUCCGAGAAGUGUUGAAAGCCUCGUAGACUUUAGUCAAUCAAACUUGACCUGGCUGAAAAAGGUGGGCGAUCACCCGCAGAAGCAAGACACACGGAGACUCAAGAAAAGACUUGAGGAAGCCCAAAAAGCCAAAUCUAAUGGCCCCAUUCUCAAUGAGCACUAUGUGGAUCCAGUGGAAGAAAGAAUACUUAGAUUGGCAAGACACGAAAACAUUCCUUUGGACCCGGCUCUGGCGAAUAAUAGCUUCAACGCGGCUGAGGAAGAGGCAAUUCCCGUCGAUCCGGCUCUGAUGUCUGGCCAAGUUGACGCACUUCCACCCAACCCUCAGUUUGCUAUGCCUGAUAACGCUAUGUUCCAGGAAGAGAUGUCGGACCGCUACGAAGCCACGGAGGCUAUCACUUUCGAAUAUCCCGACCCGGAGACCAUCCCUCCUGGUGUGCCUCAAGGUCACUCAAUCACAACCGUCCCAGGGGCUAAUAAUCGAGAUAAUGGAACAGCUCGACAUCCGAAUGUGAAUUCCUACCCAGAAUUCGGCAUGGAUGGUAUGGUUGAUUUCGCUAGUAAUGCAAUCAUACAAUCUGAUAUAAUAUCGGCCAAUGCCAUUGCGUACACCAGUCGAGUAUUGCCCGACAGACUGCAAACGUUCAGAGCGGAAGAGGACGAUGAUUUCAGAUUACGAAAACAGCGCCAAUGGAAGCCCAAGGGAAAGGCAGGUAGAAAGCGAGGUAAAAUUAAAGUUACAUAUAGGGAAGUGGUCGACCCUUCCAGUGAAGAGGACCAACUGCCAACAGUGCCGGAAAAACAAAACUCUGUAGGAACUAGGAGAUCGGGUCGACGUGUUUCUACCCAGCGUAAAAAUGUAUCACCUCCGGCGAAAGGUCCCUCGGUAGAUGUCAUAUCAGCAGAAUCAGAAUGGGAAGAGGAACGAGAACAAAGCCAUCCAUCCACGGGCAGUUCUGGCUGCGCUAAUGAUACUGGGGAAAUUAUACGCAUUGAUUCCCCCCCUUCUCUAAAUUCAUCACCAGCUAGUCCAAAGAAUGGAGGAAAGGGGCGAGCUACGUUUACCGUCAAUACCCAAGCUCAGCCCUCUCCACCUGCGCGGCCCGAAAGCCAGUCACAUCCUAUGACAGAGGCGGAAAGGAAUCGCAAAGCAAAAAUGAUGGCACUGCGCUGGGCAGAGGGACAUGGGAGUGAAGAUGAUGGAAGUGAUGGGUGGAAUUAG